AUGGCACCAUCUCUAGCCUCCCUCCGUAUGAGCAUGAGCACAGCUCUUGUGGUGUCAGUAUGCGUCGUCGACUCCGUCACCAUCGCCUAUGAUGGGUCUCUCAUGGGUUCUUUGAAUGUCAUGUCAUCGUACCAAAAGUAUUUUGAGCUCACAACCGCUACAACGGCCGUCAAUACCUGCGCAACCUUUCUCGGAGCCAUCCUCGUUGGGCCUUUUACCGGCAUGCUCAUAGACUGGAAGGGACGCAAGGCCGGACUCUAUGCGUCUGGCAUCGUCAACAUUGUCGGGGCCAUCAUCGCCGGAGCGGCAAUCAACAUUGCCAUGUUCAUUGCCGGACGUCUCAUUAUUGGUGUCGGUGUUGGCUUGGGGCAAACGGCGGCUUCAACGUAUGUCGCGGAGACGACAGCACCUUCGAUCAGGUCGCUCGCUUUGGGACUGUACUUCUCCUGUUGGGCCGUUGGUGCCCUGCUGGCAGCUGGCAUUUCUUACGGUUCUUCGGCGCUUGAACCAUCCAACUGGGCAUGGAGAGUUCCUUCGAUUCUACAAGCUGCACCGCCCUUAUUCGUCAUGAUACUCAUCUACCUGGCCCCGGAGUCUCCCAGAUGGCUUGCCUUUAGGGACCGAAGAGAAGAGGCACUCAAUGUGCUGGCAAAAGUGAACGGUGCCGACACCAGCGACGAGAACGUACAAAUGCAAUUCAGGGAAAUCGUCGAGACUCUGGAGUACGAGAAGAAAAAGGGCCGUGCUAUUGGUUUCCGAGGAAUGGUUCGCAAACCCAAUCGGAAACGGCUACUCUUGGCAUUGUCAGUUGCGCCUCUGGCGAUGUUGACUGGCUCCAACGUAAUCACAUAUUACUUUGGCCGGAUGUUGAGCCAAGCCGGUAUCACCGACCCAACCACGCAGCUCCAGAUCAAUGUAAUUCUUUCUUCGUGGCAAUUGGUCGUUGCAGUCACCGGCUCUACGCUUGCCGAAAAGCUGGGCAGAAGAUUCCUCGCGCUUGGGAGCCUGGGAAGUUGCUCGCUAUUCUUUUAUCUCCUCGCCGGUCUAACAGCAAAAUACGGGACAUCGGGCGACAAGGCGGGAACAUACGGUACCAUUGCAUGCAUAUUUCUCUUCCUCGGCACAUACUCAUUUGGCAUUACGCCACUUACGGCUAUGUACGCCCCUGAAGUGCUCUCGUAUAACAUGCGCGCCAACGGUAUCGCGAUGCAGGGUAUCCUGAUCAAGUCUUGCGGUGUGCUGGUGUCGAUGGCGUUCCCGUAUCUUUUUGAGAGUAUCGGAUGGAAGACUUACAUCGUGAAUGCCUCGUGGAACAUUCUUAUUUGGCUGUACAUUUACUCUCAGUGGGUGGAGACCAAGGGGUUGACGUUGGAGGAGGUUGACGUUUUGUUCGACAGCCAAAAGGUUGUUCAGACUAUUGAGGAGGGGGUUUUGAAGCCAACUACUGAAGAACGUUUGUGA
Molecule: messenger RNA, 1461 nt
Organism: Colletotrichum truncatum
Lineage: Eukaryota; Fungi; Ascomycota; Sordariomycetes; Glomerellales; Glomerellaceae
Product: hexose transporter
Biological process (GO): carbohydrate transport; transmembrane transport
Cellular component (GO): membrane
Molecular function (GO): carbohydrate:proton symporter activity
Source: RefSeq, a predicted model, not a curated record